AUGGCCCCUCCCAAUGAGCCUGCGGCGGUGGGGGUCGUCAGGUUUUCCAGCCUGCACGACGUGCCGGCCUCCUUCGUGGAAGCCAACGGCGCCACGGACCCCCUUGCCCCCCGUCCCGGCACGCUGUCGCGCCUGCACAAGUCCCUGAGCACCUUUAGCAGCAGUACCAGCCUGCUGCCGCACUCCAGCAGCUGCACCUUUCAAGAACCCACAGGCACCUGGUUCCAGGGCUGCUACUACCUGGUGGCGACGGUGGGCGCGCCCUUCACCCUGUCCCUGCCCAACGCCUUUGCGCGCCUGGGCUGGGCCGGCGGCACCACCACCGUGCUGGUGGCCUACCUGGCCACGCUGUGGUGUGCCACGCGCAUGGCGCACCUGCACGAGUUUGGCGGCGUGCGGCGCACGCGCUACCGCGACCUGGGCGUGGCCGUGCUGGGGCCCCGCCUCGGCCGCGCCCUGGUCACCUGCCUGCAGCUGGUGGUGAACACGGGCAUGUGCACCAUCUACCCCGUCAUCUGCGGCCAGGCGCUGCAGGGCGCCUACACGGCGCUGUGCGGCCUGCGCGCCGGCACGCACUGCCUGCCCUCCCUGUCCCCCUGGAUCGCGGGGUUUUCGGGGGCCCAGCUUCUCCUCGUCGUCCUGCCGGACAUCGCCAGCCUGGCGCCGGUGCAGGCCGCGGGGGCGCUGACCACGCUGGGCUUCUGCUUCCUCGCCGUCCUGGGCUGCAUCCUCCACGGCCGGGACGCGGACGUGUCCUACGCCAUCGCUGGCAGCGUGGCGGGGCGCCUGUUCCCCGCUUUCUCGGCCCUGGGCUCCAUCACCCUGCUCUUUGGCAACACCGUGCUGGUCGAGACGCAGGCGGUGCUGGCGGCGCGGCCCAGCGCGGUGCCGCCCAUGCGCCGCGCCGCGCUGGUCGGCUACACCGUCAUCUGCGCCCUGGUGCUCGCCGUCGUCCUCUCCGGCUACUGGGCCUUUGGUGCGGGCGUGGACUCCUUGGUCUUCAACUCUAUCCGGCACCCCAUCUGGUUGGUGGUCCUGGGCAACUUCCUCCUGGUCGGCAACGGCCUGGCAGGCUACCUAAUGUUUGCGCACUCGGUGUUUGACUGGGUGGACACCCGCAUCGCGCUGGCGCACUGGACGGGGCUGGAGUACCGAGACUCCUGGGCCGUCAUCGCCAAGCGCCUGAGCUUCCGCUGGGCCUUCGUGGCCGCCACGGGCUUCCUGGCCGUGGCGCUGCCAUUCAUCACCGACCUGAUGGGCCUGGUGGGCUCCGUGGGCUACGCCCCCCUCUGCUUCAUCCUGCCCUGCGUCAUGUGGAUGAUGGCGCGCGGCGCCGCACUGCGCCGCUGGGAGCGCGCGCUCUGCCUGCUCAUCGCCGCGCUCUUCGUGCUGGUCGGCCUCCUGGCCGCCGUCGGCUCGGCAUGGAGCAUCGUGGACCACGCCACGUCCUACGCCUUCUUCUCCUGA
Auxenochlorella protothecoides is the source of this 1467-nucleotide messenger RNA. Its product is annotated as Lysine histidine transporter 1. Gene Ontology annotation, cellular component: plasma membrane. The record is from RefSeq and is a predicted model, not a curated record. The transcript has 4 exons. Bases 1 to 1467 code for a protein of 488 amino acids. Lineage: Eukaryota; Viridiplantae; Chlorophyta; Trebouxiophyceae; Chlorellales; Chlorellaceae.